This is a messenger RNA of Solanum verrucosum, 1419 nucleotides long. Its product is annotated as probable LRR receptor-like serine/threonine-protein kinase At3g47570. The transcript has 2 exons. Gene Ontology annotation, biological process: protein phosphorylation. Gene Ontology annotation, molecular function: protein kinase activity; protein binding; ATP binding. The record is from RefSeq and is a predicted model, not a curated record. Bases 1 to 1419 code for a protein of 472 amino acids. NCBI's taxonomy places the organism in Eukaryota, Viridiplantae, Streptophyta, Magnoliopsida, Solanales, Solanaceae.
AUGGAUCUUUCGAUGAAUAAACUCUCGAAUGGCAUACCUGAAGAAAUUGGUAGCUUGCAAAAUCUGAUACACCUUUCAUUGAGAGACAACAAAUUGCAAGGUUCAAUUCCUAGCUCAAUGAGCAGCAUAUCAGCUUUGGAAUUUCUAGACCUUUCUCAUAACAAUGUCUCAGGAUUAAUUCCCAAGUCUUUGGAGAAGCUUCUAAAUCUCAAGUAUUUCAACGUUUCAUUCAACAAUUUGGUUGGUGAAAUCCCCUCGAGCGGUCCUUUCAAGAACCUAUCCAGUCAGUCUUUCAUAUCCAAUGAAGCAUUGUGUGGUUCUCCAAGAUUUCGUGUCCCCCCAUGCCAGAGUAGCACUUCAAAGCAUAGAUCCAAGAGAAAAAAAGUACUUGUUUUGAUUCUACCGAUUGGAAUUGCACUUGUAUUAGUGUCCAUCGCCUUUGCGUUUGUAUGGAUAAAGUAUAUAAGAGGAAAAUCAACUGAUCCUCAACUAGGUGUUGAUUCGUCCUCUUUUGUCUCAACAAGAGGAAGAAUUUCAUACUAUGAAUUGCUCCAAGCAACUGAUUCACUCAACGAGAGCAAUUUGAUUGGUUCAGGGAGUUUCGGCUCUGUUUACAAAGGCAUCCUAAGAGAUGGGACUUUCAUUGCAGCUAAAGUGUUCAAUCUACAAUUGCAACCGGCAUUUAGGAGUUUCGAUACAGAAUGUGAAGUUUUGCGCAAUCUUCGCCAUAGGAAUCUCACCAAAGUCAUAACUAGUUGUUCCAACCUUGAUUUUAAGGCGUUGGUACUCGAAUACAUGUCCAAUGGGAGCCUCGAUAAGUGGUUGUAUUCACACAACUACUUCUUAGACAUCAAGCAUAGGCUGAGUAUAAUGAUAGAUGUAGCAUGUGCAUUAGAAUAUCUCCACCAUGGCUGCUCAUUGCCCGUGAUACACUGUGAUUUGAAGCCUAGUAACGUCUUGUUGGACGAGGACAUGGUUGCACACCUAAGUGACUUUGGCAUUUCAAAAUUGAUUUCUGAAGAUGAGAGUGCUUUAUACACUAAAACUUUAGCAACAUUGGGUUAUAUCGCACCAGAGUAUGGAUUGGAAGGAAUGGUGUCAACCAAAUGCGAUGUUUAUAGUUAUGGGAUAAUGUUGAUGGAAACAUUUACAAGGACAAAGCCUAGUAAUGAGAUGUUUGAUGGAGAUCUUAGCUUAAAGCAAUGGGUGAGCAAUUCACUCCCACAUGCAGUAAUGGAAGUUGUCGAUCCCAACUUAAUAACACCACAAGAUAAUCACUUAGUGAAAAAAAUUGAUUGUGUGGUAUCCAUCAUGAAAGUAGCAAUAAAUUGUUGUGUUGAAUCUCCUAAAGGAAGGAUUGACAUGAAAGAUGUUGUCGCAAGGUUAAAAACCAUCAAGAUUCAACUUCUUGAAUGUUGA